This is a messenger RNA of Quercus robur (English oak), 1716 nucleotides long. Its product is annotated as beta-glucosidase 12-like. The transcript has 12 exons. The record is from RefSeq and is a predicted model, not a curated record. Bases 373 to 1602 code for a protein of 409 amino acids. Gene Ontology annotation, biological process: carbohydrate metabolic process. Gene Ontology annotation, molecular function: beta-glucosidase activity. Lineage: Eukaryota; Viridiplantae; Streptophyta; Magnoliopsida; Fagales; Fagaceae.
AGAGAGAGAGAGAGAGAGAGAGAGAAGUUAGCUUAGUAAAAUGAAAUACCUUUUGGGAGGGAGCACCAAAGCAGCCGAGCAGGGAGGCUUGAAGGCUGAGGCCAUUGAGGCAGUGACGAGGCGACAAGCAAUCUGCCGAUCUCUGUCCCCUGAUAAGGGCAAGCGACGAGUAAAGAUGACGCGGAGGGGCGAGUGAGCGACGACGACGAUCUGGAUUGGGCCGAUCUUCGACGACGUGACCGAUCCGAUCUCCGUCUGUUGGCUUAAGGCUCAAGCGGCGUUGCUCUGAGGGACUGAGGUAGAAUUAAGGAUGGAAGCAAUGGAGACGUAGCUAUCGAUCAAUAUCAUCACUACAAGAAAGAUGUUCAGAUUAUGAAAAAGAUGGGCUUAGAUGCAUACAGAUUCUCGAUCUCAUGGUCUCGAGUACUACCAAAAGGAAAACUAUCUGGUGGUGUGAAUAGGGAAGGAAUCAAAUACUACAACAACCUAAUCAAUAAGCUCCUAGCCAAAGGUCUACAGCCCUUUGUGACCCUCUAUCAUUAUGAUCUUCCCCAAGCAUUGGAAGAUGAGUAUGGUGGUUUUUUGAGUCCUCAUAUUGCGGAUGAUUUUCAGGAUUAUGCUGAGCUUUGCUUUAAGGAAUUUGGUGAUCGUGUCAAGCAUUGGAUCACACUAAAUGAACCAUAUGGCACCAGUUAUGCUGGUUAUGCAUUGGGGAUAUUUCCACCAGCUCGGUGUUCCAGUUGGCAACAGUUAAAUUGCCUUGGUGGAGAUUCUGGGACAGAGCCAUAUUUGGUGGCGCAUAAUCAGCUUCUUGCUCAUGCAUCUGCUGUCAAAGUGUACAAACAAAAGUAUCAGAUAGCACAAAAGGGCAUUAUAGGUAUAACUCUGGUGUCACACUGGUUUGUGCCGAUCUCAAAUGCGAGGCAUGACCGUGAUGCUGCCCUAAGAGCCCUUGAUUUCAUGUUUGGAAUAUUUAUGGAUCCCCUAACCAAUGGUGACUAUCCACAUAGCGUGCGAUCUCUAGUUGGCCACCGAUUACCCAAAUUCACAAAAGAGCAAUCCAACUUAGUAAAUGGGUCAUUUGAUUUUCUAGGGCUAAACUACUAUACUGCUAAUUAUGCUGCCUAUUCACAUCAUUCCAAUGCUGAAAACGCAAGCUACUUGACAAAUUCACUGGCUAAUCUUUCUACUGAACGCAAUGGGAUCCCUAUUGGUCCAAAGGCUGGUUCAGAUUGGCUCUAUAUCUAUCCAAGAGGAAUUCGAGAACUUCUAUUAUACAUAAAGAGAAAGUACAAUAACCCACUAAUUUUUAUUACUGAGAAUGGAAUUUCUGAGGUCAAUAAUGCUACAUUGUCGCUUAAGGAAGCCCUUGCAGACAACUAUAGAAUUGAUUAUUACUAUCGUCAUCUUCAAUAUCUUCAUAGUGCUAUAAAGGAUGGUGUUAAUGUGAAGGGAUACUUUGCAUGGUCAAUAUUGGACAACUUUGAAUGGAAUGUAGGUUACACCGUUCGGUUUGGCAUCAAUUAUGUAGACUACGAAAAUGGGUUGAAAAGACAUCCCAAAUUAUCUGCCCGCUGGUUUAAGAAAUUCCUCAAGAAAUAAGAUGACAAAUUAAUGACUAUGUUCGUGUUGAACUGUAUGGUAGCAUCAGACCAUCUCCAAAAAUAAACUUUAAGAGAUUUUCUUCUCUAUUUUAAGUAAUGUCUGUAAUAUGUA